AUGGAAAUGAGGCGAAGGGUGGAAGACGCUGUGAAGGAAAACUUGGAGGCGUUUGGGAUUACGGUGGACACCUUCUUCAACGCGUUGGCAACCACCGACUCAGCCUUGGUUGGGUCGACCGUUCUUCGAAUCCUUUACAGGUGCACACCGUACGAGGAGGAGCACAAAGACAACUUCCGGUUGACCGUCGUCGUUCCGGCGGGUCGUGUGGAUCGAUUCCUAAGAGCCAUUGGCUUGGAAAAGGCGGAAGCCGUCUGGAUGGAGGUGAACUCCGGAGCGGAGCCUUGCGUUGUGUCAGUGCGCGAGGUCUGUAGCGACUUUAUACACGAAGUAUCCCAUAACACCUCGGCGAGCGACUGCUUUUCAACGGAAGACGAAAUGGAUCGUACUCAUCCUAUACCGGGCGAAGAGGGCAGUGGUCGCAGAUGCAUAAUUAAGGUCGUAGAGUCUCGCGGAUCGAUACUUCAGGCUGUCGUCUCCAGUCAUUCAACCGAGGACAUGGCCCUGCUAACGGCGACGCGAAUGGUGAUACUAUUCCCCUACCUUUUGCUCCAGAACGUAGCGCUUCGCAUCACUCGUUACGGUAACGAAAGGAACGGGGCGGCGAUCUUGUUCUGGAAUGGGGAGGAAGAAAGGGCAAGGAGGGCAGCGUACGAACAAAGCCGGGGCAGGUGGGUGUGGGGAAACGGGUGUGGUUGGGAGACAGACGUUGAAGGGGAGAACUGGAAUGGGGAGGACGUGAGGAGGUAUGCGUUCACGAUUGGAUCUAGGACACAUGUUGGAAUGGUCACUUGGUGA
This is a messenger RNA of Coprinopsis cinerea okayama7#130, 798 nucleotides long. RefSeq lists its product as hypothetical. The transcript has 4 exons. The record is from RefSeq and is a predicted model, not a curated record. Lineage: Eukaryota; Fungi; Basidiomycota; Agaricomycetes; Agaricales; Psathyrellaceae. The coding region runs from base 1 to 798 and encodes 265 amino acids.